AUGGCAUCAAACUUUUAUCGCAGCACAGAUGCUCCGAGGUAUAUUCUUGGCCAUGGUCUUGAGAUUGGCUUCAUCUGUAUGGGUACGGUGGCUCUUGUGAUUCAGGUCUUGAGCUAUCGUCGCAUCAACAAGCAAAGAGAGAUUGCGCUGGCGCAGGGAGAAGCCGAGAGAUAUACCCCGGAAGAGCUGGGCGAUCUCGGAGAUAAGGCUGUAACGUUUAGAUACACGCUUUGA
Messenger RNA from Aureobasidium uvarum, 234 nucleotides. The record is from the annotation of a GenBank genome assembly. Lineage: Eukaryota; Fungi; Ascomycota; Dothideomycetes; Dothideales; Saccotheciaceae.